Molecule: messenger RNA, 3646 nt
Organism: Colius striatus (speckled mousebird)
Lineage: Eukaryota; Metazoa; Chordata; Aves; Coliiformes; Coliidae
Gene: RRM1
Product: ribonucleotide reductase catalytic subunit M1
Exons: 19
Coding region: 338-2716 (792 amino acids)
Biological process (GO): DNA replication; deoxyribonucleotide biosynthetic process
Cellular component (GO): ribonucleoside-diphosphate reductase complex
Molecular function (GO): ribonucleoside-diphosphate reductase activity, thioredoxin disulfide as acceptor; ATP binding
Source: RefSeq, a predicted model, not a curated record
CGCCGCCAUCUUGGAAGCGGGCAAGCGGCCCGCUCGGCGCCGGCGGCGCGCGGGGACGGGCGUUCCCCGAGGGGACGCGGGGGAGACGUGGCGGUGGGAGAAGGGACGAGCCUUCCCUAACGGCGGACGGCAGCGCCGGAGGGAGUGGCGGUGGGGGGAAAAGAGGGCAGAGAAGCGCCGGUGGCCGGAGGCAAAAUGGCGGGCGCGGGCUCAGGCGGAGGGGCGGCGCGGUACGGCGGCGCGGAGGGGUCAGCGCGCUUGGCGGGAGCGGGAGGCGCUCAGACCGCGCGUUGCGCGCCCAGGAGCCGUUGGCACAGCCGGGACGCCGAGCGCCGCCAUGCACGUCGUCAAGAGGGAUGGGCGCCAGGAGCGUGUCAUGUUCGACAAGAUCACGUCGCGCAUCCAGAAGCUCUGCUACGGCCUCAACGCCGACUUCGUCGACCCCGCCCAGAUCACCAUGAAGGUGAUCCAGGGGCUGUACAGCGGCGUCACGACGGUGGAGCUGGACACGCUGGCGGCUGAGACGGCCGCCACCCUCACCACCAAACACCCCGACUACGCCAUCCUGGCCGCCAGGAUCGCCGUGUCCAACCUGCACAAGGAGACCAAGAAGGUGUUCAGUGAUGUGAUGGAUGAUCUCUACAACUACAUCAACCCUCACAACGGGAAGCACUCGCCAAUGAUCUCCAAAGAAACUCUGGACAUAGUUUUGGCCAACAAGGAUCGCCUGAAUUCUGCCAUUAUCUACGACAGAGACUUCUCCUACAACUACUUUGGGUUUAAGACUCUGGAACGUUCCUACUUGCUGAAAAUCAACUCCAAAGUGGCCGAGCGCCCCCAGCACAUGCUCAUGAGGGUGUCUGUGGGGAUCCACAAGGGCGACAUCGAGGCGGCCAUCGAGACGUACAACCUGCUGUCGGAGCGCUGGUUCACUCACGCCUCGCCCACGCUCUUCAACGCCGGCACCUGCCGCCCACAGCUCUCCAGUUGUUUCCUGCUGUGCAUGAAGGACGACAGCAUUGAAGGCAUCUAUGACACCCUCAAGCAGUGUGCCCUCAUCUCCAAGUCUGCUGGGGGCAUCGGCCUCGCCGUCAGCUGCAUCCGCGCCACGGGCAGCUACAUUGCUGGGACAAACGGGAACUCCAACGGGCUCGUCCCGAUGCUGAGGGUCUACAACAACACUGCCCGCUACGUGGACCAGGGUGGAAACAAGAGACCUGGGGCUUUUGCCAUCUACCUGGAGCCGUGGCAUUUGGACAUCUUUGAGUUCCUUGACUUAAAGAAGAACACAGGCAAGGAGGAGCAGAGAGCCAGAGACCUUUUCUUUGCCCUCUGGAUUCCUGACCUCUUCAUGAAGCGAGUUGAAACCAACCAGGACUGGUCCUUAAUGUGUCCAAACGAGUGUCCUGGCCUAGAUGAUGUUUGGGGAGAGGACUUUGAGAAGCUAUAUGAGAGUUACGAGCGGCAGGGCCGUGCCCGCCGGGUGGUGAAGGCCCAGCAGCUCUGGUACGCCAUCAUCGAGUCCCAGACCGAGACUGGCACCCCCUACAUGCUCUACAAAGACUCCUGCAACAGGAAGAGCAACCAGCAGAACCUGGGGACCAUCAAAUGCAGCAACCUGUGCACGGAGAUCGUGGAGUACACCAGCAAGGAUGAGGUUGCAGUCUGUAAUCUGGCCUCCAUAGCCCUCAACAUGUACGUCACUGCAGAGCACACCUACGACUUCCAGAAGCUGGCUGCAGUCACCAAAGUCAUCGUCAGGAACCUCAACAAGAUCAUUGAUAUCAACUACUACCCUGUGCCAGAGGCUGAGCGCUCCAACAGGCGGCACCGGCCCAUCGGCAUCGGCGUGCAGGGCCUGGCCGACGCCUUCAUCCUGCUGCGCCUCCCGUUCGAGAGCCCCCAGGCCCAGCGCCUCAACCAGCAGAUCUUCGAGACCAUCUACUACGGGGCUCUGGAAGCCAGCUGCGAGCUGGCCCGCGAGCAGGGCCCCUACGACAGCUACCAGGGCUCUCCCGUCAGCCGGGGGAUCCUUCAGUACGACAUGUGGAACGUCACCCCGUCUGAUCUGUGGGACUGGAAGGCUCUGAAGGAGAAGAUUGCCAAGUAUGGUGUGAGGAACAGCCUCCUCCUGUCUCCCAUGCCAACGGCUUCCACUGCUCAGAUCCUGGGCAACAACGAGUCCAUCGAGCCCUACACCAGCAACAUCUACACACGCAGAGUCCUCUCAGGGGAGUUCCAGGUUGUGAAUCCUCAUUUGUUGAAAGAUCUCACAGAGAGGGGCCUGUGGAACGAGGAGAUGAAAAACCAGAUCAUUGCCCACAAUGGCUCCAUCCAGAACAUCCCUGAGAUUCCUGAGGACUUGAAGCAGCUCUACAAGACAGUGUGGGAGAUCUCCCAGAAAACUGUCCUGAAGAUGGCAGCAGACAGAGGAGCUUUCAUCGACCAGAGCCAGUCUCUCAACAUCCACAUCGCUGAACCCAACUAUGGCAAACUCACCAGCAUGCACUUCUAUGGCUGGAAGCAGGGACUGAAGACUGGCAUGUACUACCUGAGGACAAAGCCAGCUGCAAACCCCAUCCAGUUCACCCUCAACAAGGAGAAGCUCCGGGAGCGGGAGAAGCCCUCCAAGGAGGAGGAAGAGAAGGAGAGGAACAAAGCAGCCAUGGUGUGCUCCCUGGAGAACAGGGAUGAGUGCAUGAUGUGUGGCUCCUAACAGGCCCCUCCUGCAGUGCCAGCAAAGCCAUUCCACCUGGCACAGCCCUCCCAGGCAGCAGCUGGGGGAAGUGCAGGGUGCAGAGGCUGGCUGGGAGCGUGGCAGGAGGGCUGAGGGCAGUAGUGUAGUGUAGCUUCCCCAUCCCCUGGGGGCUGCUGCAAAAGGCAUGGAUAGAAGUUUGUAUCUUGCUUUAGUAGCUGGGCUUUCUGAAAACUGGGGUGCUCUUGCCUGGUCUGGCACACUGAGCCCCACAGGCAGGAGCUCUUGUGGCAGGCAGGGCGAGUGCUGGCACGGGCUGGCCUUCAGAGCACCCAGCUCUCCCGUGCUCAUCCCUGCAGAGACAGCAGCAGUGCUGGCUCCUUUCUUUGCUGGGAGCUGUGCUGUGCCCUUGCUGUGUCUGCCAUGGCACAGGAGCAGCUGAGGUUAACUUGGGAGAGCCAGGGGAGACCCUUCACCCCCUGUUUCCUGCCUUCCUCGUGCCCUCUGCCCUCUGCAAGGCUCCUCCAGGGAGCAGAGUGGUGCAGGGUGUGUUGCAACCUGGAGAGUUCCUCUGUCCACCCAGCCUGAGCCUUCCCCUCAGCCCCUGCUGGUCCCCUGCAGCUCUGAGCAGGGCCUGGUACAACUGCAUUUCAUUCUCUGCUUACCCACCAGCUCUGACUGAUGGGUUUUCUGGGCCCAAGAGCCCUGCACUGCAGGUCCCAGCAAAGGUGACCACACAUGGGGAGCUGCAUCUUCCUAGGCCAGGCAGGUGGCUCCUCUCUGAGGAAUGAGGCAUCCUCCCUUCUCCAUGUGCUUCCCUCCCCUCCCACACACCAGGGCUCCCCCAGCCAGCUCUGCAGUAUUUAUUGAACUGUACCACACAGCUGCCCCUCCAACCCCUCCUGACUCAAUAAAGCCUGGCCUGUGGCAGCAGGGAGCCAGAGGAGCUCA